CAAGCGGUUUCAGUUUAUUCCGAAGUUCAAACUCCCAUCUAUGAGGUCGGAAGCUAGUGAAAAGAUCGAGAAAGAAGGAGCGUAGGAGCGUAGGGAGGGAUACUUUCGAAGGAAUCCGCCUACAUCACCACUUUGGUAUGGAAACUCUACCUUAGAAGCAUAAGUGGAAAAAUUCAAACUUACCGGUAUCUAACCAUGAGAACAUGAGUUCCCGGUCGGUCGAUGAUACCUAUGAGGAAGGAGUAUUUAAACCCCGAGUUGAGUUAUUCGUUAUCGUUCUUCCUUCUUUGAGUGUUGAGUUCGGACGAGGAAAGCAAUAAGAAGGAAAGAAUCAUAACUAUACACGCCCAGCUUCUCUGGCAAAUAGAAUCAUACGUCCCGUAUCGAACUCAGGAAGGGAAUCAAUGGGAAUCUAAAAUGAACUUUAGAGCUGCUGCAAGGAAUUAGCAGGAACCAGCAAGGAAAAAGGAAUACAACUGAGCAAUCCAACUGGUAUUGAACCGGAUACCAUAAAGAGUUCAAGUUCGAUCCAUUAGCGCCCAGAGGCAGCGCACGCCCGACAAAAAUCCUUCACAUUUGUCGUAAUGGUAGGCCACCGGAGUCCUGCCAAUAGAAUCUUUCUUACUGUGACUUCAGGCUCCUCUUCUAUAUUGUUGCAAUAAGCUGGGCUAUCUCUUGCUUCAAUUUGCAGCGGUUGCAAGUCAACCCCACAGUCUAUCUUAGUCAUUGAGGCUAAAGUGGGCAGAGCAUCUGAAAAUUUCUCCAAUUGCUGGGAGAGAGAUUUCUGAUAAGGGAUCAGACCAUUCCUGGUGUUCGAACUAGUCAUUAAUGGUCGGCUUAAUUCGUAUCCUUUCGGUAUGUGUUGUGAACACUUUCAUUUUGAGCCUCUCAUCUUCUCUAGAGAAGCAAAACUCUAACGGAUAGAACAGAUGGUCCAACUACAACACUUUUUCUUUUUAAUUACUUCCAUGGUCGUGCCUCGUGGCACGGCAGCACCCGUACUAUUGAAAUGGUUCGUCAGUAGAGAUGUUCCCACAGGUGCCCCUUUUUCCAAUGGUACUCUAAUUCCUAUUCCUAUCCCUGAAUUCCCUCUUUUGGUCUAUCUACAUUCAAGGAAAUUCAUACGCUCCACAGACGGAGCAAAAAGUAGAGUCUUGGUCAGAGCAAGCCGUCCUAUUCUAUUACCAGACAUAAUUGGGAGAAGCUCAUCCGAAACUAGAGCUAGAAAGGCCCUAUUUCGUUUCGUUCCCGUUCUUCAUUUCCUUCUUCUCGAAUCCAAGGGGGACUUACCAUAUUUAGAAUCUUUCUGCGGUGUGCUCCGUUUACUAUUCUUUCGUACUUUCUUCUUUGUACCACGCGAUAGGUCAGCGAAGCGUGAGCGGGCGCGGAGAAGGAAAGGCCAGGAACUUCGGACUAACGGGAAUGAGCAACGACGAAAUGAGAAGAUGAGGUGCCCCGGGCACCCCCAUUUAGAAAGAAGGGUCGAAGCUUUUCGGCCUGUAGCUUUCCCCGUCCCCCCUUUGUCGGGGGGUGCUUGUGGGGGGGAUGCGCCACCAGAAAUCGGGCUUGAAGCUCUCACCUUACCAACAAGCCGACAGCUGAUUUAUGUUGGUCACGACGACUACCAAAAAGCUCCAAUGAAGAUGAAUAUUUCACAUGGAGGAGUGUGCAUCUUUAUGUUGGGUGUUUUUCUGUCGUGCGACCCGGCGGCUUAUGUGCGACCUGUGGCCCACGCCUCCUAUUUGUUCAGGGCGGGCGGCGUGAACUCUGAUUCGAGGAGGGUAUUCAAUCCCGCCGCUGAGAUGCUCAGUUGACUCCUUAACCUUGAUAGGAAGAUGGCUUAUUCAAUAAUUCGUGCAUAAGGGUAAGGAACUUUGGAUGAACUAAUGCGAAUGGGUGUAAGCUUCGUUGCUCGGAAACACCCAGUGCUGACCACACUGAGAGACACGAAGGCGCAGGUAAGGCCAGUUGGCGAAGUGGCGUUAAGCAUUCCUAGCGGUACGAAAAGAGAGGUCGUGAUGAUAUCAUCUACGUCCGUACCGCUCCUCGUGGAGUAGAUCCCGCAUCCAACCAAGUCUUUGACCAGGGAACGGGAGAAUUCCCACUACCGCUGGCAGGCCAGCCGGGCCGUGAGCGCGGUGGGAACGGGCUUCCCAAAAAGCCGGCCCGGGCCGGGGUCAGCAUAGUAGAAUGAAGGGGACGGCCCUAAUGUUGUGUUGGCUUUGCCAACUUCUUGGGUUUCGGGCGGAGAAAAGCGGACGUGGGGACUCGGGUCGGGGCGCAGCGUAACUAAGAGAGCCAUUCCAUUUAGGGCGGGACAGAAUGGGCCGGCACGGGCGGUCUGGUGUCCGAGCCGAUUGGUCAGACGACGACUACUUCUUAGAUUCUUAUUAUUAGCCUACCCCGGAAUUACAUGGGAUGGAAUAGAAAGAACGCGAAAGGCUAGCGCAACAGGGUCGGUUUUUUUGUGGGGGAUAAGCUUGUGAAGAAGGAAGCUAUCCCCGCCCCGCUUUCUUUUCACUAAUAAUA
Messenger RNA from Andrographis paniculata, 2529 nucleotides. Its product is annotated as cytochrome c biogenesis CcmF C-terminal-like mitochondrial protein. Gene Ontology annotation, biological process: cytochrome complex assembly. Lineage: Eukaryota; Viridiplantae; Streptophyta; Magnoliopsida; Lamiales; Acanthaceae. The transcript has a single exon. Bases 930 to 1814 code for a protein of 294 amino acids. The record is from RefSeq and is a predicted model, not a curated record.